Penicillium canariense is the source of this 243-nucleotide messenger RNA. RefSeq lists its product as uncharacterized. Lineage: Eukaryota; Fungi; Ascomycota; Eurotiomycetes; Eurotiales; Aspergillaceae. The transcript has a single exon. The record is from RefSeq and is a predicted model, not a curated record. The coding region runs from base 1 to 243 and encodes 80 amino acids.
AUGGGCAGGCAGCAAGAGAUGAAGUUCUCAUUCCGCCGGGCUGCGAACGAGACCAAGGGGGACGCGGAGAAGAACCUUACACUAUCUGUAGCCCAGUAUGGCGAUGUCAUGGCACGAUACGAUACUAUCGACGGAGACAGGAGGAUUGCGGGGGUGUACGAGAGUAUUCACGACAAUGACACGGUGUUGCUGCCCAGUUCCCGACAUAUUCGGCCUGCCAUGGAUUUGGUGGUCGUGGCGUAG